Melozone crissalis (California towhee) is the source of this 1471-nucleotide messenger RNA. RefSeq names its product CDC42 effector protein 1 (gene CDC42EP1). The transcript is spliced from 2 exons. Bases 129 to 1376 code for a protein of 415 amino acids. The record is from RefSeq and is a predicted model, not a curated record. Lineage: Eukaryota; Metazoa; Chordata; Aves; Passeriformes; Passerellidae.
GCGUCACCCCAAGAGCAUCGGAGCAGAAGCCAUGGGGAGGCUGGGGAUGUGACAGAGCACCCCGGUGCCGGAAGCCUGGUGAGGGCUGAUUUUUGGAGCUUUUUCAAAGGCAGGCUGAAGGGUGCAACAUGAGCCUGGGGAAGCUGCCGGUGCUGAGCUGGGUGUCAGGCUCCCACGGCAAGCGGCGGCUGAAGUCGGAGCUGACGCCGGACAUGAUCAGCCCGCCGCUGGGCGACUUCCGGCACACCAUGCACGUGGGGCGCGGCGGCGACGUCUUCGGGGACACCUCCUUCCUCAGCAACCACGGUGGGGCUGACGCCGCCAAGCCCAACAGCUUCCUGGCGCGGACGCUGCGGCACGUGCGCCGCAGCCCGCUGAAGAGACGGGGCAGCGGGGGCCAGGUGGGCGCCUCGCCCGCGCCCCCCGCCGUCUCGCCCAUCAUCAAGAACGCCGUCUCGCUGCCGCAGCUCAACGAGGCCAUGUAUGAUGGAGACAGCACCAGCAGGGGCUUGACCAGCAAGUUCUCCUUCAAAAGUGCCUCCAACAGCUUCUCCAAAACACACCAGGCCUACGGUCUGGAGUCCGGAUUUUGUACCAUCCCUCGUGUCCCUCGUUUGGAAAAGGCCCAAGAGAGCACCUGUCCUGGGGAGGACGAGCUGGAUCGCUCCGACUCCCUGCUGUCCUUCCGCCUCGACCUGGGGCCCUCCCUGAUGAGCGAGCUCCUCCAGGUGAUGAGCUUCUCUGAAACCAAUGGCAACGAGGUGGGGGAGGAUGGCCCACACCUCCUGUGUGAAGAGGGGACCAAGGACAGGGUCCCUCCAGCAGUGCCUGCAUCCCAUGAAGAGGACAAGGCAGCAUCCAGCUUCUGGGACCACUCCAGGCAGAGCAACGUGUCAGGGGCCAGCUCACUGCCCGGCCUGUCGGUCCAUGCCAACGGAGAGGCACGUGCCAUCGAAGGCGCUGGAGCGAACUCUGUCUGGGCUUCGGGGCCAGGGCCAGUGUCCACAGGGUCCCCGUGGCAGGGCCACUGGAACGACUGCACCAUUGAGGCUGGAGAAUUUGACCGAGCAGCCCAGGUCCUGGCCCGCCAUUACGGUGGGACCAGCACCCCGCGGAGCCCGGAGAAGGGUGAGGGUCCCCGGCAGGCCCGGACACAGACCCCGUGGGAGAGCCCCAGCAGCAGCAGCCUGUGGGGGUCACGAGUGACAAGGGAGAGCCACUCCCCCGAGGCCAGCUGGAACCAAGGAGAGGAGGAGGAGGACGAGACCAAGCUCUCCAGCCUGCAGGAAAGCCACAGCGGUGCCCGAGGGGGCCGCAGCAAUUCCUUCGAGUAUGCCGAUGCGGAGGAGGAAGAGGACGAUGAAGUCAAGGUGUGAACAGCCAUCCCGCCCAUCACAGGCCCCAGCAGAGACACUGGUGCCAAUGUCUUUGCCCUCCUCCCUGUGCCCCACCCGCCGGUGCCGGUGUCACC